This is a messenger RNA of Sungouiella intermedia, 1005 nucleotides long. NCBI's taxonomy places the organism in Eukaryota, Fungi, Ascomycota, Pichiomycetes, Serinales, Metschnikowiaceae. The record is from the annotation of a GenBank genome assembly.
AUGUCAGAAUCUCAAGAUACUUGGCUCCCAGAGAGAGUGGAACGACAGGUUGAAAUUAUCCAGGUGCCCGUAAACACACUGUGGAGCUUUGCCCAGGGGCUCAUAUUCGGCCAGGUGAUCUCAAUGGCGGUGCUAUUCAUGUUCUUGAAGUUUUUCGUCUUCUCCGAGUCCUCGCCUAGCACAGGAAAACGGAAGAAGAGAGAAGCUUCUGGAGUGGUGGUCAACAGACAGAAGAAGGAGAACGGAGAGGCUAAUGAUGACGAAGACUCAUCUAUAUUAGCUGCUAUUUUGGAGAAAACUUAUUACGAUGUUGAUAACCACACACCAGAGUCGUUGGACUGGUUCAAUGUUUUGGUUGCCCAGACCAUUUCACAAUUUCGUAGUGAAGCAUUGCUCUCCGACAACAUUUACCAUUCAUUAAAUGAAGUCUUGUCGAAACUGGAGCUUCCGGAUUUUUUGGACAAGAUCGAAUUGACGGAAAUCGAUAUCGGUGACGAUUUCCCCAUCUUCUCCAACUGUAGAAUCAAACACAGUGCAGACGGCACCGGGAGACUUGAGGCCAAGAUCGAUGUGGAUCUCUCCGACACCUUGACACUAGGCAUCGACACUCGUCUCCUCUUGAACCAGCCACGUCCAUUUACUGCAGCAUUGCCCGUGCAGCUCUCAGUGUCUUUGGUUCGAUUUUCUGGCUGCUUGACGGUGUCUUUGGCCAAUAACGAUCCAAGUAAAAAUCCCAAGUUGGAAGACCAAGGUGGAACCGCGCUUAUGUUUUCGUUCUCCCCUGAUUACCGUCUUGAAUUCUCUGUCAAGUCCCUCAUUGGAUCUCGUGCCAAACUCCAGGAUAUCCCCAAAAUUUCCGAGCUUAUUGAGAGCAAAUUGAGGAGCUGGUUUACAGAUAGAUGUAUUGAACCCAAGUUUCAAGUGAUUAAGCUUCCGUCGAUGUGGCCUAGAAGCAAGAAUACCAGAGAACCUAAAGCGGAGAAGCCAGAGAGUCUGAAAGUGUAA